ACUCGGCCUCUAGAAGCUAAUGGCAAUCGGUUUGAUGGAACAAUACUCACAAUGCUAGCUCCACACAUCUGUGCUUUGGAAGAUACUCAGAUAAAAGCAAUCAGCAGUGAGGCCAUCAGAGAGACCAGCAGGCCCAUGAAUACCUCGCUGUGUUCUCAGCGCCAGAAGAACCUCCUCUAUAGCCAGCUGAGAGCUGCUUACGAGGAGAACCAGAGCUCUCCAGACGCCUACUACCAGCUGCUGAAGCCUGCCAUUGGCGGAGCCCCAACCAAGGAUCUGAUCAAAUUUGCUUCUGGUUAUCCUGUCAUGGACGUAGCCACAUUUACAGUCCUCAACCCAGAUGAAGUCCAGAAAUUAAGCUCUCAAAAUCUGAAAGAUUUGCUAGGAGCUAAUCUCCCAGAGUUGAACAAUUUAGCUGAUGACCCUGUGGUGAAAGCUUGGACCCAGGCACACAACCAAUCAGAGGUGAAUUCUUUAGGACUCCUUCUUGUAGCUGGACUCCCAGACAAGCCACCUAACGGUUUUAUAGAUAUUCCAUCAGAAAUGCAACAGAACUGA
Molecule: messenger RNA, 558 nt
Organism: Chelonia mydas (Green sea turtle)
Lineage: Eukaryota; Metazoa; Chordata; Testudines; Cheloniidae
Product: mesothelin-like protein
Exons: 5
Coding region: 52-558 (168 amino acids)
Biological process (GO): cell-matrix adhesion
Cellular component (GO): cell surface
Source: RefSeq, a predicted model, not a curated record